UUUUGCUGCCCUGCCUCUGCCUGUCGCUGAAUAGCACUGUUGUGCGUGCACAUGUGACUACAGAAGGCGCUUACUGGUAUUUAAAAAUCAUCGAUCGGGUGCUGAAGUGGACAGCUCCUCAUGCAGAUAAAACAAACCAAAACAACAAUGGCUCGCGUUGCUCCUCGCGGACGCUGAAUGGCGAACCUAACUUGUCCGACAGCUCAUUUUCUUUGAACAUUUUUUUAAGCUGCUGAAGAGAAAAGGCGCCGAGCUCUCUACGCAAACGGUUAGGCGGAUGUUGUGACACCUGUGGCUGAAUCGGGAUCGCAAUUUCAUAAAAGGGUGGUUGGAUUGUUUCACGUUCGCAUCCGUCCUGCAGGAGACGGGCUGCGGAGCCGUAUGAUCUCGUGUGGGAAAACACAAAGGUAAUCUAAAGCCUUUUAGGCUACGGGGGCAUUAAUUUCUAAGCCACUCUCUGUAUCUGCUUGCACAGGAAGGAGCAUGGAUAGAGAGGAAUUUUCUCUCACCAGCGCGUUGAGUGGAUUUGGAGAGCGGCUGGUGAGCUCCCGUGGAAACUAAACCGAGGUCAGUGGCUAAAGCAUUGUUCGAAUAAGCGCGCUGUUUGCAGCUCCCCCUUUUUAAUCAUUUCAUAUUUUCUAAGAAGGAUAUAGAUUUUUUUUUAUCAGUCAUGGGGAAAGAGGAAUGCAAAACAAUGCUGGACGCUUUGAACAAAGUGACCGCCUGCUACAGGCAUUUGGUCAUCGCUCUUGGGAGCACUUCGGACUCGCAAAACCUGCGAGAGGAGCUGAAGAAGACCCGCAAAAAGGCCCAGGAGCUGGCGGUGGCCAACAGGACUAAACUGACUUCUUUGCUCAAAGAUAAGACCAUCAGCAAAGAGGAUCGGGCCGAGUACGAGCGCCUGUGGGUGCUGUUCUCUAGUUGCAUGGAGCUUCUUGAGGUGGACAUGAAAAGGUCCUUAGAGAUAGCACAGGAUUUCCCCCUCAAGGUGCCCACAAGACACCUCAUCCAGACAGGGAUGACCGGCAGCACCACCACGGUGGCGGCCCGGGCCAUGAGCGUGCAGAAUAUGAAGUACGAGGCGGACAGCAAUAUCGACACGGCAGACCUCAGAGACCUACAGGCCGAGAUCACCCAGGUGAGCCAGAUGAUGGAAGAAAUGGAGAUGAAGGUGCAGGUGGCGCCGUGGGCCGUGGAGGCGAAGCAGGAGGCAGGCGCUGAGCUCAAGUCCAACAUGAGUGUAGGGAAUUCCUCAGUGGGUGUCAUCUCGAUCUGCGAAGAAGAGCCCAAAGAAGAAGAAGGUGGCGGAGGGAGCAGGGAGACUGGUUUUGCGUCAAUCUGCGCUGUGAUUGGAUUCUUUGUCAUCGUUAUAGUCGCCUUGGUUCUAGGCUAUUUGGUCGUCAAUAUGUGAACUGUCUAACCAAAAGCCCACCCUGAUGGACAUCCUGUGAAGCUGCCCAGGGAGCGGUAAGACUCUGCAGGCCCAUAAGAAAGAGAAAGAGCGUCUUUUUGGGCUUGAAAAAUAUUGUGGACACAGAAAAGUUAUUAAGCUUUCCUUGAUUUGUGAAUGUAUUUGGCAGAGACGAGAAAUUGCACUAGAUAAGCUAAAAUGUACUAGAACAAUAUAGCCAAAGUGUGAAAAUAAUGGGAGUGAGGUAGAAAAAGUAUGUUUGGGGGGGAGGGCCAGUGGACCAUUUAUUUUUGGAAGAGGGUGGGAAAAAAGGUCAUAAAAUUACGUGACAGAGUCUAGCCAUCAGGAUGAUAUAAACAACACGUAAUCCAAGUGGAUUAGUGGAAAAGCUCAAGCAGAAAUGUAGCCUACGGUUAACUAUUCUCAUGAUGUUCUGUGGAUUGAUGCUUUGCAUCCAGAAAAGUUAAAUCUGCUCAAACAAACAGGGGGGCAUCUAAAAAACGGUUGUCUUAUUGAAACUAUAGUGGAAGCCAGCACAGUUAAUCUCUGCUCGUCAAACCACACUGGUCGGAUGUUAUCAAAUCUGCACUCUUCUACACUCCUUUCAGUACCGUUUUAAUGCGUCAUAAUAAUCUGUAUAGCCAGAUUGCAAUAGGCCUGCAUCUUACUUUACCGCAUCAAAUCACAAUGUGCUUGAUGAGAGCCUUGGGACCGAAGAGAUGUUCACAGUCUUUUAAUAACGCACCCAUUCACUGUAAGCCUGCUCAUGUUCCUUUUCAGGGUUUUCUUGCACAGUGUUGAAUGUACAUUGCAACAUGAAUAGAAGGUUUGUAUAUACUGCUGUUUCCGAAAAUGUACAUACGAUCAAGUAUAUUUAUUAUAAUAAAACUUCGAAACACACUUGAAAAUGUGCUUGCAGUUUGAUAGGUGCUUUACAAACAUGACCAGGCAUGCUUGUAAGGUCACUUUGUCUGAAGGUGUGGUAAGUUGUGUACCAGUCCAGGCCUAGUUUGUAAUCACUGCAAACCUAAGCUAGAGAUCUAUACAUCUAACACACAUAGAGAUGUUUUAAGAAGGGAAUUAACCACUUAACCACCUUAGGUUUAAAAUAGUACUUAAUUUAAAUGGAAAGUAGACUAUGCUUAAAUCCCUAAUAGUUUUACAUCUAAGAGCCUUUAAGGGUAUUCCUGGACUGGCAUCCAGUUGAACUGGAAGCAGUCAGAGUCAAAGUUUCCACCCAAGUGGUUGUUAGUUAAGGGUAGAUGCACACUAAGACAGUUUUCUUUAGCCCAACAUGAAUAUAAAUGCAAGUUAGUUAUUAAUUUUCAGAACAGAAACAAGUGCUGCUCCAGAAAUAUUUUCAAGUCACAUGCUUUAGUACAUUAGGCUAAAAACAAAAACCUUAACAUAUAGAGAGAUAAUGCAUCUAAUGCUUGUCAAACCACCCUAAAAUUCAUAAAAUAGAAUUAUGCAAAGGAUUGAAAACAUCUUCCACUUUUUUUAACUCCACAAAAGUUUGACAAAAAAUGUAAAAAGUCAAAAAGACAAAAGUGCACUUAAAAAAUAAAGAUAGCAAAAUUGUUGGUAUAAGCAUGCAUGUAGAUAUUUUCAGAAAUGUAUAUGUGGGUAAAAAAAUAAUAAUGGUCAUUGAAACUUUGUCAUAAUCUGGGUUUGAAAUCACAGUAAUUUGUACUUUGAUACCUCCAGGCUAAAAUAUCCAGGUAUCACAAAACUUCAUUUCUUACAUAGCCAUAAUGUCUAUGUAAGUGAAAUAGAAAACCAGAUUUAUGCACAAACUCAUUGCAUUUUUGUGUCAGAGUGUUUGUGUGUUAUCAUUAUUAUUCAUUUAAAAAAAAACAUGCCACUUCAUGUAAGUAGGUGUCUGAGUUUCUUUCCCCAACAGGCCACCGUGUUCAUCCUGUGAGUUUCCUCAUCUUCAUUGCAAGUUGGUUAACUUAUGUUCACUAAACGCUCAUUGAUUUCAUAAGUGAAACAACAAACAGUCAUGGAAGUAAUGACUCUGGUCAUCAGUCAAAUCAGCAGGAGGUCCAUUUAGAUUGACAAAAGAGCCAAUUUAACUAAAAAGAAUAAUUCAAGAUAAAUAUUUACACUUGUAUCAUUAAAAUAACAGUUUGAUGCAAAUUCUAAAAGCAAAUUCUGAAAAGCUGCACAUCACAUGAGCCCUGAAAGGACCCUAAUGAUCAGCUUCUUCACUAUUAAGGAGGUCCUCUUGUACUAAUUGUAUAUGGUAAGUGGACCCAUGGCAUUUGAAGUCAAUUGAGUCUUAGGCUGAAUGUAGUUAUCUCACAUGUUUAAAUGCAAUUACAGUACAUCCACAUUCCUGUUCGAAGCAGAGGCUCCUUCCUUUACAUAUAUAUAUGUGUGUAUAUAUAUAUAUGAACUAUAUGUAAAACAUUGUAAAGGUAUUCAAGUUUCAGAUUCAUUUCCUGUUUCCAGGAAAUGAAUCUCUCUCUCUUCUCCACCUCUCAAUACAGAAAUUCUGUGGAGAAACAUUUAAAAAAGAAACUAGUAUAAUAGAGUAAACAAAGUAGAUAAAAUGCAAGAUAUUUAAUCUUCUAACAAAAAAGCUGAAAGCAUUCUUUGGCAAGACUUCGAUGUGUGAAAAUCAGUGGCAUGCUCUACUCACAUCUGAUUCACAGUAGGCUUUCUGACAUCUUGUUUAUCGUUGCUGUCAUUUCACAGAGGCACUAUGCUCUUCUAACAGUGAGUCAUGGACCUUGAAUCUCUCGAAACUUAUGACAGAUUUACAUUGUCAUCCGGAAAUCUAAAAAUAUAAAAGCGAUUAAUUAAACAUGAGGAUGAGAGGGAGGAGAUUUAAGUAGAGAAUGAGAUGAAGCAUCCUCAAAUGCUGCCCUUUAAAAUUUGUUCCACUCACUUCCAGAGGAAGAGGAGCAUUUAUGCAACAUGCAACUCAGAGACUGUUUCAUGUGUCUUUUAAAUUGCUUUUUAAAAAAUUUCAGUUAUGCAAGAUGUUCCUGAAAAUAGCCACAGCAUCAAAUAUUUAGAGUGCUCCAUCACUCACCUUUACAGGUGAGUAAAUCAGGUUUCUCAACAGCUGUUUGGAGGUAUUUUAUUUUAACAUAUGCACAACAAACCAUGUAUUUGCUUAAUUCGCUCGCUUGGAAACAAGCACACUAAGCAGACUGGUUCACAAAGAGGUGAGCUACACACUUGGCAGACACAGACCACUGCAUCAUCACUUCAUCUGGACUUAGAUGGUGGGUUUUCAAGGCUGUGAGUUGCCAUAGAAACCCUUAACAUACUCCGCAAACAGCACAGAAGGUUCAGCAGCGUUAUUUCAACUCACCCGCUUUCUGCCACCACCAUCCUACACACACGGCACUCUGAAGCAGUAAGAGAUGAGGUGUGAGGACAGGGGAGGGCAAAAGGGGACAGAAGCUCUGCAUCUUUUAUCAAGCUGACAGGUAAAAUAUGUCAGAAAGAUGAAAACCAGACUGAGGGCUGCUGACUCGCUUCAGUGUGUCUCUUCAUUUUUUUUUCUGGGAGAAAUGUUUUCGUCAGAUCAGAGUGACAUUAAAGUACUUUUUCUGAUGAACACAGGUGACAUUAUGACAGCAUAUUUGGAUCUAUCUCUUGUGCUGGUUCAGCCCCUUCCCACUUGUUCUAGUCGUCUCAGCAGUCCAGCAGACGGUGGUCUGUCACAUUUAAAGUGCACUUUGUGUUUUUGAGAGCCGAUACCAAAAACAGUUAUGAAAAAAAAAUCCUGUCUUAAAAUACUGUACUGGAGAAAUGUGUGAGACAAGGCUAUGGGUACGUUGAGCCACCACCAGUUUUCCGGCCCGAAAAACAGGUGGUUUUUCGGUUCUUUCUUACUACAGAAGAAAGAACAUUAUAAAUAAAGUUGUAAUAUACUUUAUUUACAUUUUAAAUUUUGAGUGUGAAUUAGUGAAAUUGUACCUCUGAAUUGCACCUUUUCUAAAAAGGUGACUGGUGCAUAAU
Molecule: messenger RNA, 5392 nt
Organism: Haplochromis burtoni (Burton's mouthbrooder)
Lineage: Eukaryota; Metazoa; Chordata; Actinopteri; Cichliformes; Cichlidae
Product: regulator of G protein signaling 9 binding protein
Exons: 1
Coding region: 671-1411 (246 amino acids)
Biological process (GO): detection of light stimulus involved in visual perception; G protein-coupled receptor signaling pathway
Cellular component (GO): neuron projection; photoreceptor outer segment
Source: RefSeq, a predicted model, not a curated record